This is a messenger RNA of Hemiscyllium ocellatum (epaulette shark), 3530 nucleotides long. Its product is annotated as rho guanine nucleotide exchange factor 26-like. NCBI's taxonomy places the organism in Eukaryota, Metazoa, Chordata, Chondrichthyes, Orectolobiformes, Hemiscylliidae. The coding region runs from base 567 to 2807 and encodes 746 amino acids. Gene Ontology annotation, molecular function: protein binding; guanyl-nucleotide exchange factor activity. The transcript is spliced from 15 exons. Gene Ontology annotation, biological process: activation of GTPase activity. The record is from RefSeq and is a predicted model, not a curated record.
GUUGGAAAAGAUGAGGAUGUGUGGAGGUUAUUGGCACUGGGAUCGGAGCUGAAGGGGAAAUCAGAAUUGACACUGCGUCACUUUGAAUUUGGACCAACACUGAAUCUCACCCACUCUCUCUCACACACACAACACAUUCACUCUCUCUCUCCCUCCCUCUCUUCCACACUCACUCACUCCCAGCGACACGGCAACAUCGCAACUUUAACCUGCACAAGUGCAGUGAAACUCAUCUCCUAACUGAGAGUGAGAGGUUGGAGUGAGUGCAAAACGGAGAGGAGCUGGUUCCCGAGGGGGGGACGCAGAAGGAGAAAGAAGGGGAACACCAGUGAGACUAAAAUCCUGCCCUCCCAGCAGUUUGGACAUGUGAACCUGGCUCAAGCACUGCGGGACAUUACACGCCGUUGCAAACAGCGGGAAAGUAGAGAGGGAUAAGACUACCCCACUCCGUCCUUGACUACACAAGCCCAGCCCACAGCGAGUUCUGAAAAGAGUGAAGAAGAUGGAGUCCUGUGGAAUGGAAAGUCAUCUUUGUCGGCAGGAUGUGUAACUGUGAGCAUUAAGGAAUGGAUCAGGAAAGUGAGGUCGACUUAUCCAAUCUUGCCAUAACGCCGCUGUGGCGGAAGAGACGACCAAUCCCCAAAUCGCCCAAUAUGAGGUCUUUGAACCGUCGCAGCAAGGCAAGGCCAUGCUCGUACCAAAUCGAUGGCAUCCUGGUGACAGAUUUCCCAACAGACGGCAACAUCCCUACCCAAAACGGAAACAUUGCUUCACCUCCAGAUGGCCACCUCCUGCUCCAGAGGCAGCCCUCCACCCAUUCACUUCCAACACCUGAUAAACAGCGCUUCGUGCUGAGCACCGACAGUGCCGUGUCGCUCAAGAACGGAACGCAGCAGAUCAUUCCCAAGGACCUGGCAUCCGCUAUUAAGAUCAAGAACCACCAUCAGAACAAUCAGAAUCUGGAGUUUCGUACAAGGAGCCGUCGAGUGCAGAGUAUGGUUGAGACGGUCAAAGACCCGCUUGUACCGAAACUGGAGCUGGACGGAGACACAGACCCUGAUCUGGAGUGCCCAGGCCAGCUCCGCAGGGGACUGAGGUCCACCUCGUACAGAAGAGCGGUGGUCAGUGGCGUUCAUUUUGACAACUCGUCGAGCGUAAAGAACAACAACCGCAGGUCCCAACCCAAUCUGAAGACCGUCCUAGAGGACAAAGAGAAGUUCCCCAGUCUGUGCAGAGGAAAGGAACACGAGAAGAAGCAGCUGUCAAAUAAGGGCCCAUUCGAUGGCGAAGAAAAUGCGGUGCUUUAUCAGAACUAUAAAGAGAAGGCUCUGACAUUGAAUAACGGAGAUUCAGAUGAGGAUGCAGACCAGAAUGUGCAAACAGUUGGGCAAAAGUCGGAUGAGAGAAUAGUCGUGCAGUUCAAACCGAUCAGGUCCUCAUGGACCCAGCUUUCUGAGGUGAAGAAGAAUGGAAUAUUGCAGACCGUCACUCAGGAGGAGAAAAAGAGGCAGGAGGCCAUAUUUGAAGUGAUUUCAUCAGAACACUCCUACAUGCUGAGUCUCGAUAUCCUGAUCCGCAUGUUUAAGAACUCUGAAGCACUGAACUUAACCAUGACCAAAACAGAAAGGCAUCACCUGUUCUCCAACAUCAGUGACGUCCAGAGAUCCAGCAUUAAGUUCUUCAAGGAGCUUGAGGCCAGGUACCAACAGAAUGCCCUGAUACCUGAUAUCAGUGACAUUGUUGAGAAACAUGCUACAUGUACCUUUGAACCCUAUGUAACGUACUGCUCCAAUGAGAUCUACCAGCAACGCACCCUGGAGAAACUCCUGAAUACAAAUCCAAACUUCAAAGAAAUCCUGACGAAGAUUGAAGCCCAUCCUGAGUGCAGGAACCUGCCAAUGAUUUCAUUUCUCAUCCUCCCAAUGCAGCGGGUGACGAGGCUACCGCUGUUGAUGGAUACCAUUUGCCAGAAAACGCCGAAAGAGAGCCCAGAGUACGAAUGUGCCAAGAAGGCUUUGCAAGCAGUUAGCAAGCUGGUGCGACAGUGUAAUGAAGGGGCAAGGAGAAUGGAGCGCACAGAGAUGAUGUACACUAUCAACAGUCAACUGGAGUUUAAAAUAAAGCCAUUUCCCUUGGUCUCUUCCUCUCGAUUUUUAUCCAAGAGAGGUGAGCUCAUGGGCUUCGUUGAGGACACAGGAAUUUUUUCCAAACGCAUGUCAAGGCAGCAGGUGUACUUCUUCCUGUUCAAUGAUGUUCUUAUUGUCACAAAGAAGAAAAGUGAGGACAGCUACAGUGUGACUGAUUAUGCCAUGACAGACCAACUCCAGGUGGAGCCCUGUGAGGCUGAGGAACUGAACCUGUCUCCUAUGAAGACUGCUUCAGGCAUGUUGUAUUCCCGGCAGAGUUCCGUCAACCACCUCUUUCGGCUCACCAUGCUGAGUAACCACGCGGGAGAAAAGGUGGUGAUGGUGUUUGGAGCAGAAUCACCGAACGACCGAGCACGAUGGUUCACGGCCUUGGGGCAAAAGGGCUCUGAAAGACAACGCCCAGACAGGACAACCUUGACCCAGGUGGAGAUCACCAGAACAUACCCAGCCAAACAGCCCGAUGAGCUGUCCCUCCAGGUUGCUGACGUGGUCCUGUUGUACCAGACUGUUGAGGAUGGCUGGUAUGAAGGUGAGCGUCUGCGAGAUGGUGAAAUAGGUUGGUUUCCAAUGGAGUGUGCCAAGGUCAUCACUUGCCAAGCCACGAUCAGUAAGAACAUGCAACGUAUGGGCCGUUUGCUGGGACUGGAGACAAACGUCUAAGAGAGGGCAGGAGUGGGCACAGGUUACGAAGGGCUCGGAAUUCUCUGCUCCGCCAUUCACUGAGGACGACGUGCUCGUGGCCUCACAAAGGGUCGAUCCUGGGUCUUUGCAUCGUCUUCCUGGGAGAAAGUCGCCCGAGAGAAUUCUCUGUGAUGUGGACUUGACCACUUGAAAGGACCAUUGGGGCUGUGGCAGGGGCAGAGAUGGGGGAGGGGUCACAGAUCAUUAAUUGCCACGCAGUUGAAAAAGUCCCAGGCUGAAUGCCUUGUCUAAUGUUGCACUUGGACCUCUGCAAAUCAUCGUUGUCACGGCCCAGUGAAGUGGAGGCUGGAUUGUUUUGUUUAAAUGGACAAGUAAGGAAAGAACAUUGGAUAGAGCAGCAAAAUCCAGAAGCUUUUUUUUAAUUGAAAGCAGCAAUUACCAAUUGGACAAGUAUUGUAAUUUCUUCAUGUAAAUAAUGGACAUAUUUUAAGCAAAGGUAUUGCUGCUGGACCAUUUACCAGAUAUUCAAAACAAUGAAGUCAACUACAGGGAUAUCCCCACUAUGUGUUUCUCUGUUGUUAAUGUGAUUACAAAGCACUGAAUAAAGAUGCAGUUUUAUUAUUAAGAAAAAGUUCCAUUAGAGUGAGGAAGGAGGAAGAUGAUCAAUGUUUACCUAUGGUCCUGUAACAACUGCCGCAUUGAUUGCCACCAUUUAAGCUGCUUUAACACUAAAUUAGUCCA